GCCGCCAGGGUGGCCUUUCGGAAAGCGAGGGAACAGUGCGCGUUGCGCUCCGCCCAGCUCCGUUCCGCUCCGCAGAGCCGGAGGGACCAGGGAGCAGGGAGGGCGGCACUCGGCUCCGGCUCCCUCAGCCCCACGCGCUCCCUCCGCCGCGGGGCCUGGGUCCCCGGGCAGCUCCCCAGAGGGCUGAGCGCACCGCGGGCGAGAGCUGAGCCGCGACCCGCGGCGAGGGUGGGAGCGAGGAGCGAGCAGAGUCUCGUGCACGGGCGCGCGGCUCCGGUCCCCUCCCAGCCCCGGCCGGUGCCCGUCGUCGCCAGACCGGGCUGCCAGUGGGAGGGGCUGUGCGCCCGCGACCCGCCGGGGACCGCAGCUGUUCAGCAGGAGUGCUCCGGCCGGGUCCGCGCGACGGUACACUCGGGACAGAUACAUAUUUUCGCACAUUGCACAUCCUGUUCCGAUUUUAAGAUGUGACUGUUAACGACGUCUUAAAGUGGCUGGUGGUCAGGAGGCAGUGGCGACUUCAUUGGGUGAAAAACCUUCCACUGACCCUUUCAGGUCCCGGAUGAGAAGGCGCUGAGGACCGCCACGUCCCACCUUCUCUGUGUGCUGGGAGCAGGGCCCUGUGGCCUCAGUGGCACCAAUGCCAAAGAACAGCAAGGUGACCCAGCGUGAGCACAGCAGCGAGCAUGUCACGGAGUCGGUGGCUGACCUGCUGGCCCUGGAGGAGCCUGUGGACUACAAGCAGAGCGUCCUGAAUGUGGCCGGUGGGGCCGGCGGUAAGCCAGGGGCCGCGGAGGAGGAGCUGGACGCAGAGGACCGGCCAGCCUGGAACAGCAAGCUGCAGUACAUCCUGGCCCAGAUCGGCUUCUCCGUGGGCCUCGGCAACAUCUGGAGGUUCCCCUACCUGUGCCAGAAAAAUGGAGGCGGGGCCUACCUGGUGCCCUACUUGGUGCUGCUGCUCAUCAUCGGGAUCCCGCUCUUCUUCCUGGAGCUGGCCGUGGGGCAGAGGAUUCGCCGCGGCAGCAUCGGCGUGUGGCACUACGUGUGUCCCCGCCUGGGGGGCAUCGGCUUCUCCAGCUGCAUAGUCUGCCUCUUCGUUGGGCUCUAUUACAAUGUGAUCAUUGGGUGGAGCAUUUUCUACUUCUUCAAGUCCUUCCAGUACCCACUGCCCUGGAGUGAAUGUCCUGUCAUCAGGAAUGGGACCGUGGCAGUGGUGGAGGCAGAGUGUGAAAAGAGCUCAGCCACUACCUACUUCUGGUACCGAGAGGCCCUGGACAUCUCCAACUCUAUCUCAGAGAGUGGAGGUCUCAACUGGAAGAUGACCCUGUGCCUCCUAGUGGCCUGGACUAUUGUGGGCAUGGCUGUUGUCAAGGGAAUCCAGUCCUCAGGGAAGGUGAUGUAUUUCAGCUCCCUCUUCCCCUACGUGGUGCUGGCCUGCUUCCUGGUCCGGGGGCUGCUGCUUCGAGGAGCCGUCGAUGGCAUCCUGCACAUGUUCACGCCCAAGCUGGACAAGAUGCUGGACCCACAGGUGUGGCGGGAGGCAGCCACGCAGGUCUUCUUCGCCCUGGGGCUGGGCUUUGGGGGCGUCAUCGCCUUCUCCAGCUACAACAAGCAGGACAACAACUGCCACUUCGACGCUGCCCUGGUGUCCUUCAUCAACUUCUUUACCUCGGUGCUGGCCACGCUCGUAGUGUUCGCCGUGCUGGGCUUCAAGGCCAACAUUAUGAAUGAGAAGUGUGUGGUCGAGAAUGCCGAGAAAAUCUUGGGGUACCUCCACAGCAACGUCCUGAGCCGGGACCUCAUCCCUCCCCACGUCAACUUCUCCCACCUGACCACCAAGGACUACACGGAGAUGUACAAGGUCAUCAUGACCGUGAAGGAGGACCAUUUCUCAGCCCUGGGCCUUGAUCCCUGCCUGCUGGAGGACGAGCUAAACAAGUCCGUGCAAGGCACAGGCCUGGCCUUCAUCGCUUUCACUGAGGCCAUGACGCACUUCCCUGCCUCCCCGUUCUGGUCCGUCAUGUUCUUCCUGAUGCUCAUCAACCUGGGCCUGGGCAGUAUGAUCGGGACCAUGGCGGGCAUCACCACGCCCAUCAUCGACACCUUUAAGGUGCCCAAGGAGAUGUUCACAGUGGGCUGCUGUGUCUUUGCAUUCUUCGUGGGGAUGUUGUUCGUCCAGCGCUCCGGAAACUACUUUGUCACCAUGUUUGAUGACUACUCGGCCACCCUGCCACUCACUGUCAUCGUUAUCCUUGAGAAUAUCGCUGUGGCCUGGAUCUAUGGAACCAAGAAGUUCAUGCAGGAGCUGACGGAGAUGCUGGGCUUCCGGCCCUACCGCUUCUAUUUCUACAUGUGGAAGUUUGUCUCUCCGCUGUGCAUGGCUGUGCUCACCACGGCCAGUAUCAUACAGCUGGGGGUCACGCCCCCCGGCUACAGCGCCUGGAUCAAAGAGGAGGCUGCUGAGCGCUACCUGUAUUUCCCUAACUGGGCCAUGGCCCUCCUGGUCACCCUCAUCGUCGUGGCAACCCUGCCCAUCCCCGUGGUGUUCAUCCUGCGGCACUUCCACCUGCUCUCUGAUGGCUCCAACACUCUCUCCGUGUCCUAUAAGAAGGGCCGCAUGAUGAAGGACAUCUCCAACCUGGAGGAGAACGACGAGACCCGCUUCAUCCUCAGCAAGGUGCCCAGCGAGGCACCCUCCCCCAUGCCCACUCACCGCUCCUACUUGGGGCCCGGCGGCACGUCACCCCUGGAGCCCAGCAACAACCCCAAUGGACGCUAUGGGAGCGGCUACCUCCUGGCCAGCACCCCUGAGUCAGAGCUGUGACCACUGCUCCCAGCCUGCCCGCCUCUCCCCAUGACACCCAGCCAGCUCCCCUGUUCCAGCCUGGCCUCUCCUCCCAGGCCAGGCCCUCUGUCCAAGAAGAGGGGGUGUCUGCCCUGCCUCAUCCCUCACUCCAGUCCCAGCCAACUUCUGCUCCCUACCCCGGCGUGGGGACUGGGACAAGCUCUGUCCCCCAGUCCAGGCCACCAACCCCUCUACCCUCUGAGGUCCUCUCACCAAAUUGCAGCCAAAUAACUGGUAUAAUCCAGAAGUUCUGAUUCACAGCACAGAGGAGACUCGCAGUGGCCACCUUAGGGGUCAUUCCACCCUCCCUGUCUCCCUGUAACCUGCCGCUGGCAGUUCUUUAGGUCUCAGAGUCCUUCUGUGCUGCCCGAUGGUGGUGGUGGUGGUGGAGGUGGUCGUGAGAGGCACCAGGGUGGGGUGGGGUGUCCCAGAGGCUGCCUGAAUGGGGCAGAGGUGCCAGAACUCAGGGCUCAGACUUGGGGUGGAGUUUUGUUGUGUGAGGCAGAUGGUGCCCUGGCAGCAAGGGUGAGAGGGCUCCCUUGCCCCCACCUCUAGGUGGGGUCCCCACUGUCCUUGGCCCUGCCUGGGUGGGUGGGGUGUGCUCCUGCAUUCUGCCUGGGAGGGCCAUGACUGGGCCCAAACCCUUCCCACCUCCGUUAGAGCUUAGCUGUCACCCUGUCCCCCCUCCAUCCUGGAGCCCAGAGUGGUGGCAUCUGUCUUUUCCGUGAGAGUUUUCCAGAGCACACUUGGUGGUCCACAGCACAAUUGGAUGGUUUGGAGCACAACUGCGAAGCACACCCCGUCUUCUCUCACCUGGGGCUCAACUUUCUCAUUAGUGGCAGCUUCUCCCCUGGAAUUGGGGUCCCUGGAGUUCAGGGGCUCACAUACAAGAAGCCUCACACCUGGGAAAAGAUUAUCAUUUCACUACCCCUUUCGGCUGCCACUCACCCUGUUGUGUAAGCACAGCUACCUGGUGUGCACAUUAUGUACGGACACCUUGGAACCCUUUCCCAAGCGGCCUGGCCCAUGGCAGGGAGGCCACAGCCAGUGCUGUGGGUGCUGGAGGUGGCAGGAUGGCAUCGGAUGCAGGCUGGGAGGCCUAGAACCUGACUGACGAGCAAAUGUGUGAGGAACGGAUGUGCCGAUGGAAGGAUGGAUGGAUGGAUGGCAGAAAGGAGGGAGGGAGGGAAGGAAGGAAGGAAGGAAGGAAGGAAGGAAGGAAGGAAGGAAGGAAGGAAGGAAGGAAGGAAGGAGGGAAGGAGGGAAGGAGGGAAGGAGGGAAGGAGGGAAGGAAGGAAGGAAGGAAGGAAGGAAGGCUGGUAAAUCAAACCGCCGUCUUUGAGAGCUGUGGUUGGCUGGGCGGGACCAGGCCACAUUGCUAGGCCUAUGCACCUUCACGGAGGACCCCGAGCCACUCCCGUGACUGACCGUUUCAGCACUGGACAGGAAAGACUAGGCCCAGGGCUCCCUCCUUCCCCCCUUAGUCCCUUGGUCCCCACCUCCUUGCCUGGGGAGCGACCCCCCACCCCUCCAUCUCCCUGACUCACCCCUCCUUCACACCUCCCAUUUCUCGCCCUCUCAGCCCUACUUGCCCUUCGUAAGUAUGAGGGGAGAGGGAGACCCACGUCUCCCAAAAAACAUGAGCUUUUGAGCACAAUAUCCCGCCUUAGGCCCCCUCACCUGACAAGACCUCCUACCUUGGACCCAUGCCUAGUCCCAGCCGAUUUAGCAACAGGAAGAGCAAGGUCCCAGGAGAGGGGCUCUACUAUAUAUACUCUUCUAUAUAUUCUAUUUCUAUUGUAUAUUCAAUCUGUACAUGUGGGUGUAAAUGCUGUUAAAUGACAAACCCAAUAUUAUACCGUGGCUGGUGGACUAUUUUCAUCCUCAGUGCUGUACAGAUCUAUUUUCAUUGUAUAUUUGAUAUAUUUUUAAUUUUGUAGCUUGUGGCUGGGCCAGGCCCCAGCCCGACAGCCUGCAGUGGGGCUGAGCGGUGCCGUCUGCUCGGUCCCCGUGGGCUGGGGAGUACGCCUUGCCUUUUGCUGUAGGCCGGUCCCCGGCCUGGCUGUGUCUGCUGUGUUAGUCAUGGGGCUCAGAGCUUGUGUGUGUGUGUGUGUGUGUGUGUGGCGUGUGUACAUACGUGGAGGUGAGUGUGUAGGGUGCCGAUUUGUGUUGCCCAGUGUUCAUCUCGCUGCCCCUCCGCCCCCGUCAGCCUCCCCCUCCUCCUCUCAGCUCUGUCAGGCCAGGCCUCCGGGCAGGGUCCUGCGGGAAGCCCCCUGUUGUGGGGAAAAGGCAGGCUUUUCUUGCUGGUGGCUCACUGACCUCCCAUCACUGGGUUUGCCAGCGACAGGGAAGGAGGGGCCUCGGAGAGGAAAAGCUCCCCACCCCAAUUUAUUUUCCAGCCAGCUUCUUGCUGUGCCCACUAGUCACACCCUCUCUGUCCUGAGGAAAGUACGGGUUUCUUAAGAUGGUGAGACCCCAAGAAGCGCCUCUCUCCUGCGUUUGUCCUUGAGACAGUCCUGAAGUGUUCAGAAGGGAACAGCUGCCCCUCUGUAUUUCUGACACACACCUCUGCUCGCUCCACAGGGGAGCUUGGUAGCUGGAAGUGGGGUGAGGCCAGGGGGCUGAAGAGCAGGUGGGGAUCUGACCAGGUAAGAUGGAGCGAGCUUCCCUGAUUCCCUGGAGGAAGAGGAGGUGGCCCCUUGUCCCUGCACAGGGUCCUCCCACCACUGGCUUUGGUGCUGUCCAUGCAGUGCCCACAGGACUCCAGGGCGGGGCAGGGGCAUGCCUGCACGAGCCCCCCGGCCCCUGCCCCCCAGCCCAAUCACCAGCUUCUUGCUCAGGGAGCCGUCUCCGCUUAGGCCACAUGAAGCCCGAGGGGGUGGAUAGAUAGGUGGGGCACACAAGUUGAUGCCAGUGAAGUUGGCUUUGCCCUCCAGCAAUAAAUCUGUGAGACUGUUGCUUUCCUAUUGUCAGGAGAAGCCCUCCUGAGUCAGCCUGCCACAGGCCCCAAGCAGGCCUGCAGUGUUACAUACCGGCAGGGGUUGCCCUUCUGCCCAUCCUCACAGCUGCAACCCGUCCCCCACGGUCCCCCAGAGUGUCUCGUGGUGGAAAAGAGAAGAGACUUGAACGGGUUGGAAUACACCUGACUGACUCCCUGAGUGUCCACCAGGCCCUGAAACGGGCCCUACUGCCCCUUCGCGGGGGCCGAGGAGGAGGGCCCAGGGUCCCUUGUCAUCCCUCGCACUGCUUUGUACAGACCCGAGCACACACAGCAAGCAUCACUUUAGGUUCUGGCGCGAGCCC
Molecule: messenger RNA, 6145 nt
Organism: Rhinolophus ferrumequinum (greater horseshoe bat)
Lineage: Eukaryota; Metazoa; Chordata; Mammalia; Chiroptera; Rhinolophidae
Gene: SLC6A17
Product: solute carrier family 6 member 17
Exons: 13
Coding region: 638-2821 (727 amino acids)
Biological process (GO): glycine transport; sodium ion transmembrane transport; alanine transport
Cellular component (GO): synaptic vesicle; plasma membrane
Source: RefSeq, a predicted model, not a curated record